AUGCCGCCAAGCUCAACUGGUAAUCGAGCAUCUUCAUCGAAGCAAGCACAAACAAGACGCAAGACAGGAAAACCAAAUUCAACUGGGGACAAAAAUGUCAAGUCUUGUUUUGCAAAUUCAAAUACUGGUGUGCUCCUAGGAACAGCGCGCGUAAAUAUACAUUAUAAUGGAACCGAUUUUUCUGCAAGAGCUCUUAUUGAUUCCGGGUCUGAGUGUUCCUUUAUAACGGAAAGACUCAAACGCCGAAUCAACCUGCCAUCCAAAAGGUUGCAUGCCCAAGUUUCCGGCAUCACAAAUUCCAUAUCGGCGCAGGUCAAAGAAGCAUGCAAUAUGGAAAUACGGUCACCGAUUGACCCAUUAUUCCGGUCGAAUACCACUGUGCUUGUCUUAGCACAACUAACUGGAAAUCUUCCAACUACCCAUAUUAGCGCUGAAACUAAACAAGCAUUCCCAGAUUUGGUUUUGGCCGAUAAAAGGUUCUUUGUUAAUGAGCAAGUGGACCUUGUGCUUGGAGGAGAUAUUUAUCCAGAAAUCAUUUUGAGCGGCUUGAAGAAAAAUGUACUUAAUACUCUUCUAGCCCAAGAAACCGUGUUCGGUUGGAUAUUAACCGGCCGCCCAGAUGCAACAAGUGCAACCAAUCAUAUUGCUUCAUACUUUAGCGAAGUCGCCUUGGAUAAGCAGCUUACUGCGUUCUGGGAAGUAGAGGAUCUGCCGAAGAGCAAAAGCCUAAGUGAGGAAGACAAGUACUGUGAGGAGUUGUACAAGAAUACAACUCAACGUACCAAAGACGGGAAAUAUGUAGUUUCGCUACCAUUCAGGCAGGAUUUUCCAGAGAAUGUCUGCCUAGGACCCUCCCUAAAAAGAGCGUGCUCACAAUUUUUCCGACACGAGACGCGAUUGGCCAAGGAUCCUGGACUACAAAAGGAAUAUAACAGGGUAUUAUCGGAAUACGAAUCGUUAGGGCAUAUGUCAAAGCUAAUUAAAUAA
Messenger RNA from Rhagoletis pomonella (apple maggot), 987 nucleotides. RefSeq lists its product as uncharacterized. NCBI's taxonomy places the organism in Eukaryota, Metazoa, Arthropoda, Insecta, Diptera, Tephritidae. The transcript has a single exon. The coding region runs from base 1 to 987 and encodes 328 amino acids. The record is from RefSeq and is a predicted model, not a curated record.